Molecule: messenger RNA, 2193 nt
Organism: Lichtheimia ornata
Lineage: Eukaryota; Fungi; Mucoromycota; Mucoromycetes; Mucorales; Lichtheimiaceae
Exons: 12
Coding region: 1-2193 (730 amino acids)
Biological process (GO): N-terminal peptidyl-methionine acetylation
Cellular component (GO): NatA complex; cytoplasm
Molecular function (GO): protein binding; protein-N-terminal amino-acid acetyltransferase activity
Source: RefSeq, a predicted model, not a curated record
AUGACCACAAAGCGAGAACUUCCCUCCAAGGAGAGCGCCGUCUUCAAGAAUGUGCUGCGUCAUUACGAGCACAAGCAGUACAAGAAGGGUCUCAAGUUGGCCGAUUCCAUUCUCAAAAAGUAUCCCGACCAUGGUGAAACGCUUGCUAUGAAGGGUCUCUUCUUGAACAAUCUCGACAAGAAAGAGGAAGGCUAUGAGUUUGUCAAAAAGGGUGUUGCGAACGACUUGACCUCCCAUAUCUGUUGGCACGUGUAUGGUUUGAUGCAUCGUGGCGACAAGAACUACGAGGAGGCUUCCAAGUGUUACACCAAUGCUCUCAAAUACAACAAGAAUGAUCCUCACAUCCUUCGUGAUCACGCCUUGCUGCAAACCCAGUUGCGCCAUUACGACCAAUUGAUUGAAACACGUGCGCAGCUCUUGCAACAAAAGCCUACUUAUCCUCCCUUCUGGAUUGGAUUGGCUAUCGCUUACCAACUUGGUGGAAAGAUUGAUAACGCUCUCACUGUCUUGAAGUCUCAGGAAGAAUCCGUCAAGGAAAUUGGCAAUGCUUUUGAACACUCUGAGCUUUUGAUGUAUCACAAUUCAUUGUUGGAAGAGAAGGGCGAUUAUCAGGCUGCAUUGGAUCAUUUGGAAACGAUCAAGGAAAAGGUGACUGAUCAACGAUCUCUCAAGGAGAAGCGUGCUGCUUUCCUCGCCAAGCUUGACAAGGUUGAAGAAGCUGAGGCUGCCUAUCGUGGCUUGAUUUCCGAGAAUCCUCACGAUCGUGCUUACAUCAAGGCAUUGUUGGCAUUGAAGGGACUUGAAAAUGACAAGAAGGGUGCUUAUGACUUUUGCAAGGAGCUUGCUGAAGAGUAUCCUCGAUCCAAGAUCAUGGAAUCGCUUUUGCUUCAAUAUGCCGAAGGUGCUGAUUUCGAGACCAAGGUGGACGCUGUUCUUCGCAAGUCUUUGAUCAAGGGCGUUCCUUCUUUGUUUGCCAGCAUGAAGAAAUACUAUGCGGAUUCUGCCAAGCAGGCUGUGAUUGACAAGUUGGUACAAGGCUAUCGUGCAUCGCUUGAGAAGAAGAGUACCUUUGAUGACAAGAGCGACAAGCGUGAACCUCCCUCGGUGUUGCUCUGGACCUUGUAUUAUCUCGCACAACAUUACGAUUACCAUCAGCAAUUUGAUAAGGCUCUUGAAUGCAUCAAUGCUGCCAUCGAGCAUACACCUACUAUUGUUGAGCUUUACAUGACCAAGGGCAGAAUUCUCAAGCACAAGGGCCAAAUCGAGGAAGCUGCCAAGGUGAUGAAUGAAGCUCGUGAGCUCGAUUUGCAAGAUCGUUUCAUCAACUCCAAGUGUGCAAAAUACAUGUUGCGUGCUGGUCAGGUCGAAGAAGCUGAAAAGAUCCUUGCCAUGUUCACCCGUAAGGAGGUCUCGGCUGUGCAAGAUCUUACUGAUAUGCAAUGCCAUUGGUUCCACAUCGAGGAAGGAUAUGCUUAUUUGCGACAAAAGAACUAUGGCAAGGCUCUCAAGCGUUUCCAUGUCACUCAAAAGAUCUUUGACGAUAUUUAUGACGACCAAUUUGAUUUCCACGGCUAUUGUCUUCGCAAGAUGACGAUUCGCGCCUACGUCAAGAUGCUUCGCUUUGAGGAUAACUUGCGCCAGCACCACUAUUACGUCACCGCUGCUAAGGGUGCUGUUGAAGCCUACCUUGCUAUUGCCGACAAGCCCAAGGAAAGCAAUGGCUUGGAUGAGUCUGGUAUGACCGAGGCUGAAAAGAAAAAGGCACGGAGCAAGGCUCGCAAGGCAGAGCUUAAGGCAUUGCAGGAUAAGGAGAACGUCAAGGAAGACGCAACUGCUACUGCUGCUGCAAGCGGUGCCAAGAAACACGAUUCUAAGAAGUCGUCUGAUGAGGAUCCCGAGGGUGAAAAGUAUCUCAACACCACUACUCCUUUGGAUGAUGCUAUGCAAUUUAUCAAGCCAUUGAUGCUUGUGGCUCCCAACUUGGUUGAUACCCAUGCUCUCGCUUUUGAAGUUUACUUGCGUCAAUCACAAUGGGUGUUGGCUCUGCGGUGUCUCGUCAAGAUUGCCGAGAUUGACAAGAGCAAUCCUGCCUUUGAGAAGGGUAUGGAUAGAUUCAAAAAAGCAGUCGCAUCUGCUGGACCUUUGCAACCUGCUAUUCAAAAGAUUAUCGACCUGCAAAUGGCAAAGAUCUGA